Molecule: messenger RNA, 2810 nt
Organism: Octopus bimaculoides (California two-spot octopus)
Lineage: Eukaryota; Metazoa; Mollusca; Cephalopoda; Octopoda; Octopodidae
Product: inositol-pentakisphosphate 2-kinase
Biological process (GO): inositol phosphate biosynthetic process
Cellular component (GO): nucleus
Molecular function (GO): inositol-1,3,4,5,6-pentakisphosphate 2-kinase activity; ATP binding
Source: RefSeq, a predicted model, not a curated record
AACUUGUGAAACUCAUUUUAUAUUUCAGAAUGGAGUAGAAGUUUAUAGUGAAUAUGUAAAAGAAGAUCUUCCAGAAAUUUUAGGAGAUUUUUUAGGUGAACCAGUUCAAAAUGCUGAAAAUGCUAAUAUGAGUUGUUUAGAUGUCUUUAUUAACCUUGUUGUUGAUGCCUUGCACUACCCAAUGGAUACAUGUACUCCAGUACACUAUAUCUCACAGAAAAGCCAAAACCAAUCUCAGCGGUGUCUUAAUAGCAGUUACAGAAGUACACCAGACGAAGACACGGAUUACUACUUUCCACCUGGUUGCAUUCUCGAGAAAAUACUUUCAGUUCAGUAUUUGGAUGAUUUGGAUAUAGAAGGAAUUUACCCUCUUUAUCAACAAUUGCAAAAGCAUUUUCAAAAGCAUCCUGAAGAUAGACAAAAGUAUUGCCUGGACGGUCCUUACCGGGGGGACAACUGGUAUGUGGUUUCUAAUAACAACAACAUCGAGGAUGCAGGAAAUUCAGACAUACUUUAUACAAUGAUUAAGGUGAAGCAAUUUCUUGUGGCACAAACUGUAAAAGACUGCUCCAUUAUUCUUGCGAUGCAGAGACAAGAUAAUCGUUCGGAUAUGUCAGGUGUCUCUUAUUUAACAGACUGCUUUGGACAACCCUAUAAGCAUUCCUUGGCUAUUAUUGACUUGGAUCCUAAACCAUAUGAAAAAAUUCCCGUUUAUAUGAAAGAAGAUGAAACUAUAGUUAAUACUUACUUGAAAUCACAAUUUGCUGUUCCUUGAAAGAAAGAAAGAUGUAUGUUUGGUUCAGAACAGCUUGAGAAACCAAUUUACAUAAAGAGAAGUAAAAAGAUAAUUUACUUUCUGAUGCGUUCAAUAAGGAAAGGAAAAAAAAAAUUAAAUUUUUGUUGCAGAAAGUAUUGCCCCAGAAUUCAGUGUGUCUAAUUCCAGGCACUUUACACGAAAGGAACAGUAUUGCUGAAAUACUGAUAUAGCAUCGUAAUAAAGAAUGAAAAUAUUUUGGUGAGAAAUAGAAUGGGGAGAUGCUAUUCAUUUGCUAUUAUAAGUUUCUCCUCUUAACAUCAUUGUUAUUCCCUUUGGAUCCCAAGUGAAUAAUAAUAAUUUGUAAGUGCUUGAAUACAAAUUAUUAAUUCUAAUAUAAUCUUGCUGUUAGAAAGCACUGCAUUAUGGAAAUAAUUGAAAUGAAACCAAAUUUGCAAUCCCAACACCAAUGUUAUAAUUUUUGAGUUUUACUCACAGUAAACUUAUGUGAUAGCAUAUUACCUAAGGAAAACAAUUGGGCAGACAUGAAUAAUGUUGUUCAUGCUUCAGUUUUUAGAUUGAAAAUAUUAUUUUGAUUAAAGUAUGGACUUUAUAUAUAAUUGUCUAUAUUUUAAUACGUUCAAGAAAGUUUUUUUUUAUUUAAUUACAGACUUUAUCUUUCGCCUAUAUGAUAAUCAUACAAAUGUUUGACAUCUGCAUAAAAACUUUGUUGCGAACAUACAUCAUAAAAUUAAUUUUUUAAUAAAAUAUAAUGGAUGGGGGGGAGGGGUAAUCAUUUAUUUUAUUGAACAAAAAAAAAAAAAAAGGGGCAGGGACCCUACAAAAAUGAGAAUUAAGAUUGCUAUUCAUCGCACCAACAUUCGUAAGGACUUCCUCCUCCUCCCCAUGAUUGAUAUGGGUUAAUUAUGCUUUCAGAAUUGCCUUUUACCAUUUGUCCUUCAAAAAUAUUUAUGAAAAUAAGAGUAAUGCUGAAGUCUGGACUUCAUUUUCCAAUUUAACAUUUCCAAUCACAGUAUUAUAUACUUCUGAUGAUUUUCGCAAUCUGUAAGUAGCAAGAAAGCAUUCUGUGUCUAUACUUAAUCAUAUGAAUGUUGAUAUUCAUAAUUUUUGUUUUAACUCAACUUAUUUGGCUGUGGUCUUUUGAGAGAAACAGAAUUAUUCCAAAUAAAAUCUAUUUCUCUGAUGUCGAAUUAAUGUAUUAAACACCAUCUCAUUUGAAAAUAUUUUUUCAAUUUUAAUGAACCAUCCUUGUGGUACACUUUCAGAAUGACAUUAUUCAGAUCAAUCUUACAUAGCAUAUCAAAUUUCCUUCCAAAUUAAUAACUAUGCUUUCAAAACUGUAUGCUGCUGGCUUUUUGUUCAGAACAGAUAAAAAAAAGUAGUUUAAGUAACAAAAUCUGUCCAAGAAAUCACAUACAUUUAAAAUAUAGUUCUUUUAAGUUCUGAAUUAAGGUAAAGAAGACAAUUAGAGGUUUUUGAUGCCUUAGAGUUUUAAUUUUUCAUUAAUGUUAUAUAAAAUUAAUUAUGAAAGCAGAACACCUUAAAAGUAUCUUAUUCAGGGAUCCCUUCUUGAAGUCACCAUUAGUGAGCUUAGUUACAAUGACACUUGAAUAAUCUUGUACCUAAAAAAUAUAUACACAAUUUUAUUUUUUUCAUAUAUACCUCCAUUUUGACAAGUGGGAAUUGCUAUGUAGUAUGGUAUUGCAGAGCAAUAUCCAUUUGUCUAAAUGGCAGUAAACAUAUGCUGUUCAUAUACCUUCCAUUCUAAUUAAACAGGAGGGGAGAAAUGGCAGUAAAUUUAGAUUGACUAUAAUUUACAAAACCAAAUGAGAAAUUUUACAGUUUUUUUAAAUAUCAUAAUUUCAACUGUACACAACACUGGCCAAUUAUGACAAUUAUUGAGUAAAAUACUGGUGCACACAUAAUUAUAAAAGAUCAAGCAGGUACUGUAACUGACAAAUAAAAACUGAAUUCAGAAGCUACUGCUGUCCAAUAAAACCUAAAUGAUUUAUUGAAUAAAUUAUUACAGACAUUU